This is a messenger RNA of Drosophila innubila, 1252 nucleotides long. Its product is annotated as pyridoxal kinase. Gene Ontology annotation, cellular component: cytosol. Gene Ontology annotation, molecular function: pyridoxal kinase activity. The transcript is spliced from 3 exons. Gene Ontology annotation, biological process: pyridoxal 5'-phosphate salvage. Lineage: Eukaryota; Metazoa; Arthropoda; Insecta; Diptera; Drosophilidae. The record is from RefSeq and is a predicted model, not a curated record. The coding region runs from base 257 to 1162 and encodes 301 amino acids.
UGAUAUCACAUUAUUGUUAACAUCUUAUUGUUUAUAACCCCACGGCGGCCAUUGUUUACUGUGUGUUAUCAGUGUAUGAUUGUGAGCUGAGUACUGAUAAGAUGACCGUCGCUUGGAUUUAGCGUAUAUAGUAUGUAUAUUCAUAUAGUCUGAACGUAGUCGCCUACAGAACGGCCAACCGGUUUCAUCAGUGUAUUUAUUGUACUGCCAUUCAACGGAUUUUAAUUAUAUUCUGCAUUCAAAACGAGAACACAUUAUGGCGACGUCAGAUUCCAAACGGGUGUUGUCUAUCCAAAGUCAUGUAGUGCACGGCUAUGUGGGCAAUAAAGUGGCCACUUAUCCCCUACAACUGCUUGGUUUCGAUGUGGAUCCGCUGAAUUCGGUACAGUUUUCAAAUCACACAGGCUACAAAUGCUUCAAGGGUCCAGUAUCCACAGAGGAAGAAUUGGCCACAAUAUUCAAUGGUUUGCAAGAGAAUGAAUUGUUGGGUCAAUAUUCUCAUCUGCUCACUGGAUACAUUGGAAAUCCCUUCUUCCUGCGUCAAGUGGGCAACAUUCUGAAGGAGAUUCGCAAGGCCAAUCCCAAUUUGAUCUAUGUCUGUGAUCCCGUCAUGGGCGACAAUGGCAGCUUGUAUGUGCCCAAGGAACUGCUUCCCGUUUAUCGCGAUGAGAUCAUUCCACUGGCCGACAUUAUAACACCCAAUCAGUUUGAGGUGGAGUUACUCACGGGCAAGGAGGUUCGCAGCGAAGCAGCCGUGUGGGAGGCCAUGGAUUGGUUCCAUGAGCGCAAUAUAAAAACUGUUGUCAUCUCCAGCAGUGAUCUGGGCCAGCCUGGAGUAUUGCGCGCUUUCCUCAGCCAGUUGGAUGGACCUCGACUGGCCAUGGACAUUCCCAAGCAGGGCGACAAAGACUUGUUCUUUACCGGCACCGGAGAUCUCUUUGCCUCACUCUUCCUGGCACACAGCCAUGCCAGCGGAGAUGUCACCGAGGCAUUCGAGAAGACCAUUGCCACCCUGCAGGCAGUGAUCAAACGCACAGUGGAAUUGCUACCCGCAUCCGAUGGAGGACCAGUGAAGGCCUGGGAACGAGAGUUGAGGCUCGUGCAGAGCAAAAAAGAAAUAGAGGAACCUAAAGUGCUGCUCAAGGCACAACGAAUCAACUAGAGCAGCAACAAAAUAACCCUAUCAAAUGGACAAUAAUGUGAACAAAGCUUAUCUUAUUCAAAUAUAUAAAUAUACGCUUAUAACUAGACA